This is a messenger RNA of Aspergillus sclerotioniger CBS 115572, 2551 nucleotides long. RefSeq lists its product as uncharacterized. The record is from RefSeq and is a predicted model, not a curated record. Lineage: Eukaryota; Fungi; Ascomycota; Eurotiomycetes; Eurotiales; Aspergillaceae. The transcript is spliced from 4 exons. Gene Ontology annotation, biological process: regulation of DNA-templated transcription. Gene Ontology annotation, molecular function: zinc ion binding; DNA-binding transcription factor activity, RNA polymerase II-specific. Gene Ontology annotation, cellular component: nucleus. Bases 1 to 2292 code for a protein of 763 amino acids.
AUGCCUGCUGAACCAAGAAGACGUCACAAUGGCCAACCACAGGCCUGCGAACCAUGUCGCAAGUCCAAAAUUCGUUGUGACCAUGAAACCCCGAAGUGUUCGCGUUGCGUUGUGCGUGGAUUAGAUUGUGUCUAUCAUCCUGCUCCUAUGACCAAGCGCCGCCCUCCAUCUGCUUCUCACGCACCUGCUCACUUUGAAACCACACCGCUCGCAGACCUACUGACUGGCAGUACCUUUGUGCCUUCUACUGGCUCCCAGCUUCCGAUCGUACCUCCACCGAGCGCAGAAUCCUCCUCGCCGCUGGUUGCAGAUCCCGGCUCCACUGCGAGCUCGGGACCUUCUGCUGGUUACAACACAGCACAGCGGGUCACUUUAUUCCAGAAGGAAUCUGGCCGACAUGAAACGACCCGAUUCUCCGCUGUGUUCUUCGAGAACGAGGACAGCUUUGGCCCAGCGAUCCUUGAUGCCGCGAACGUUAACCACGAGCUAGGCCGAGAGGUUGACGUGACAACAUGGCCUCGCAUGGAGUUGGCCGUCAAUACCCUCAUGAACUUCCCCACGGCUCGUACAUGUGAAAUGCUGAUGACAGGUCUUCAUCACAUCCACGAUGUCUGGGUGUCUCCAACCAUGGUCCGGCACUGUCUGGAUCAAGUAUGGACGGAAUACGGCAAUUGUCUUGACCUGCGUAGGACACGGGAUUCGGUAUCGAGAUUGGCAAAUGAUCUCUUUGCCAAUGACAAAAAGCCCUAUUUGAGGUUCAACCCUGAUGACGACAGCAGUUUUGACCGCAUCGGUUGGAUGAACUGGUUUGCUGGUCCUCACUUGCGAUGGGAAAUGGUGGGGAUCCUCUUCAGCUGGGCUGGAAUGGCUUUCAGACACCGACAGGAAUGGGACCCUGUCUUCCAUUUACCCGAGCAAGAGGGGCGAAAUCGCAACACUGCCGCAGACAAGAUGAGGGAGUGUGCUGCUGCCUGUGUGCGGCUUUGCGAGGACCAUUUCGAAAUCAGUGACAUCAUGGUCAUCUGCAUGAAAAACAGCAGCAAAUUGCAAAGCAUUAUCAUCAGCGACGAAAGUGAUCGUAUACGGGUCGACUAUGGGACUGUUGGCAGUGCUUUUAUAACAGCGGGAUUGCACCGUCAGCCCCCCCUUGGGAAGGUCACGCCAUUUUCCCAACACAGAGCUGCCAUCGCGUCGUCAAUGUACUAUCUCGACAAAUGCGAAAGUUUGUUCAAUGCGCGGCCACCCAUGCUGAGUCGCCAUUAUUGUCAGUGUCCGCUUCCACUUGACCUGUGCGAAGAAGAUGUCUACGGGGGUCGGGAAAGAUUGGCAGCCGCCGUUGCCAGGCUUGACAAGAAUGGCUGGAAUACAGAAGGCCACAUUUUCACGACAACCUGGCUCCGAGCGCUUGCAAUGCUAAGCCCGAUACGAGAACGAAUUUUGGAGCUCUCAUUAAGUAUUAAUCUACAGUUUACGAAAGCGCAAGUCGAGGACAUCAUCGUCCAACUGAAGCAGAUAGUUGCUUCCUACCCCCAGCAUAUUCAGUAUCGUCGUAACUCAGGGGGAUUAUCUCGGUCAACUUCAUACGUUCAAGCGCGAAGCGCUCAUGACGCGUACAUCAUCACCCGCAUACAACUGGAUGUAUUACAAUGCCGUUUUCUCCUGCACCGUCUCCUUGUCUCGCGGCGUUUCAGCAGCGGUCAAGACUUGUUCGAUACCGCCCAGGAGACUAUGUCGGUUAUUCUGUCACUGUGGCUGAAUCGUGAUCAGCUACAUGACGUAAACUAUGCCUUUGACUGGAUUGCCGUGUCAUACGGAGUUCCCUGCGCGGGAAUCUUAUGCGUAGAGCUUCUGCGAGCGAGUCAUCUAGCACCACCCGCAUUAGCUAACGAUUCUUCGGCGACGGCUGCUGUUUACACGCCUGUUCGGCUUUCCCGGUCGGAGGUUAUCCAAAGCCUGACGAUGUUCGGAGCCUUGCUUGACUGGAUACGACCUACCGAUAAUAAUUCUCAGCUUAGUGUCAAAUUCAGAAAGGUUCUCCAGCGGAUCAUUGACAGUGUGUUUGAUACCCUGGGGCCGUUGCAGGACGGGCAGAUCCGGGAGAUGCCAAAUAAGCAGGUGUAUCAAAGACAGUACGGAGUACAAUCCCAGCAGAUGCGUGGACAAAACCUAUCUCCCGCCACGGAUGGUCAGUACGAUAUCGAUCCCGCGCUGAUCACAGACGACGAUAUGGACUGGUUGAACACUCUGGAUUGGACGCAGGGAGGCUGGCUUGAUCAGCCUUUUCUGUUCUGACCGGUGCCCACACACCACCAUACUCAGCGGCGUAGUGCUGUAUGCACCAAUUAUCCUUUUGUCUUGAAGCAAUUUUGAUCUCCCAAUCGGUACGCGACUGGUAAUCUCAAGACCAGAUGUACUCAACAACGCCAAAUCAAGCAUUUCACAGCCUAAUCAACAUUCCAUCAGCACAGAGACACCUGUCCAACGAUAGAUUUUUUAGAUACCAACUCCUGGCUGCACUUAGACUGUCAGCUGUGCUGAGCUUUCGGAGUGC